This is a messenger RNA of Salvia miltiorrhiza (redroot sage), 768 nucleotides long. RefSeq lists its product as uncharacterized. Bases 1 to 768 code for a protein of 255 amino acids. Lineage: Eukaryota; Viridiplantae; Streptophyta; Magnoliopsida; Lamiales; Lamiaceae. The transcript has 2 exons. The record is from RefSeq and is a predicted model, not a curated record.
AUGGAAGGCGAUUGGAGUAACUAUUGGCAUGAACACCCUCAAAAUCCAUCCCCCGGCGAAUCAAAUGCUUCCAGGCAAGGAUUCUCGCCAUUCACGCAAGAAUCGAAUGCCUUUCAAGCGGCGGCCACCAAUUUGAACCCCCGCUUUGCCGCCGUUGCCGACCCCGAGCCCGAUGUGGAGGAGAUUGCUUCUAUAUCGGCGGCCAAACGUAGCAACUAUUAUCCGCCAGAAAUGGUGCUAAUUUGCCGUUUGUAUUGCGAGCACACCCACGACUCUGUGGUGGGUGUCGACCAAAAAGGGGCGAAGUUUUGGGGCUCCCUCUGCACCCAAUACAAUGCUGAAAAGCCCCGAGGAUCUAUUUCACGCGACGUCACGCAAAUCAAAUCUCACUUUCAACGGGUGGCGAAGGAUUCGAAGAGGUUUGAGGCCAUGCACAAAAAAUGUCACGAUAAAUGGAAAUCAGGCAUGAGUGAUGGUCAAAUCCUGGAGCAAGCAGAGGCAAUGUGGCUAGCCGAGUACCGUGUUCCGUUCCGGUAUCCGCAUGCAUGGAAGAUCUUGCGCGAGUCCAAGAAAUUUGCAAGUCUCGGCGAGGAUGUUCACUCCGAUGUCCAUUCGGACAAACGAUCAAAGGGCUCCGACGGUCUUCCCACAACGACUUCUAGCGACGCGAGUAUCUGCACCCGACCCCAAGGGCAAAAGGCGACCAAGAGAGACAAACGGAAAGGUGGCGGAGAUCAAGCAACGAAACAACAUCCCCUAGAUUUUUAG